Messenger RNA from Colletotrichum chrysophilum, 1566 nucleotides. RefSeq lists its product as uncharacterized. Bases 1 to 1566 code for a protein of 521 amino acids. Gene Ontology annotation, molecular function: carbohydrate:proton symporter activity. Lineage: Eukaryota; Fungi; Ascomycota; Sordariomycetes; Glomerellales; Glomerellaceae. The record is from RefSeq and is a predicted model, not a curated record. Gene Ontology annotation, biological process: transmembrane transport; carbohydrate transport. The transcript has 8 exons. Gene Ontology annotation, cellular component: membrane.
AUGGGCCGCGGCAUCUUUGCAGGCAAGGCGGCCUUCGCCAACGCCACUCCCCGCCUGAUGCUCUACUGUCUCAUCUACGCCAUGGGGAGCGUCUUCUUCGGCUACGACGGCGCCUCCUUCGGCGGAGUGCAGGCCAUGACGCCCUUCAUGAACAAGUUCGGCUCUUACAGCGCGACCAAGAAGGCGUACUAUCUCCCAAGCCGCACGGCGAGCUUGAUGAACAGUCUGCCGUUACUGGGGAAGUUCACGGGGACGGUGGUCGUGGGGCCUAUUAUUGAGAGGAUCGGGCAUAGGAGGGCGAUGGGGGUGACGUGUUUGGUGCAGAUUGUGGGAGCCAUCAUCCAGGUUACGAGUAACCACGCCGCGCAGUUCGUCACGGGCCGGUUUCUGGUGUACACGGCCGUCGGCCUGGUCGAGAACGUCGUCCCGACAUACCAAUCCGAAAUCGCCCCCGCCCCCCUGCGCGGCUUCUUCGUCGGCUCAAUCCAGCUAUGCCUGACCUUCGGCUCCCUCAUCGCCGGCAUCGUCAACGAGUCCAUGUCCCGCCGGACAGACAGCUCAGGCUGGCAGAUCGCGACGGCGAUCCAGGCUCUUCCUGCCGUGCUCAUCAUGUGCGGGCUGUGGUUCACGCCCAACUCGCCCCGGUGGCUCGUCUUCAACGAUCGAUCGGACGAGGCCAUUACCGUCCUGAGGAAGGUCAGGAGGCAAGAGGAUGUGGAUAACGGCAGGCCUGAGAUGGAGAUUGCGGCCAUGCGGGACGAGGGCCAGAUCGGCAAGCGGGAGAAGGGGCCUUGGAGGGAUCUGUUUAGUGAGAAGAAUAAGAGGAGGACUGGGAUCGCGUGCUCCAUCAUGGCUCUUCAGCAGCUUACUGGAGUGACCUUCUCGAGCUCCUACGGCCCGACAUUUUACAGAUCUGUUGGCUUAGCAGACAAGGCCUUCGUCUAUGCUGUCGUCAACAACGCAACCUCCGUAGUCACAGCCAUGAUGGCCAUGGUCUUCCUCGACAUGUUCGGCCGCCGCACUCUCGUCUUCCAGGGCGGCUGGUCCCAGGGCGCGUUCCUGAUCGCCAUCGGCGCGCUCGGUCGCAAGGCCAGCCCCAACGUCCACGAGAGCAACGGCAUCGUCGCGGGCAUGCAGCUGUAUACGUGUAUCCUCCACAUGACGCUGGGUCCGGGUGCGUACAUCACCGCCGCGGAGGUGGGGACCCAGACUCUGCGAGAGAAGACGAUGGCUUUGUCGACAGCGCUCAAUGUUGUCGUCGGGUUCAUCGUGGUCUUCGUGACCCCGUACCUCCUCGCCGAAAUUGGCGCCGGGCUGGGCUACAUCUGGGGUGGCUUCGCCUUCUUCACGUCGAUUUGGGCAUGGUUCUGUAUGCCUGAGCUUAAGGGCCGGAAUCUGGAAGAAAUUGACCAGCUUUUCGAAGCCAAUAUCCCCGCCUGGCAGUUCCACAAGUUCCAGACGGAUGGUCUCAGUCAUGAUCUUGCUGUGCUAGAGGGAGGAAAGGCUGACGCCAAGGUUGUUGAGCAAUUGGAGGAUACUGAGCGAGGAGACGCCGUCAAUCGGUAA